UUAUGGAGACAGUGGCUCGCCAUAUUGCCAAAGCUGGCCUCGAACUCCUGGGUUCAAGCAAUCCUCCUGCCUCGGCCUCCCAAAGUGCUGAGAUAACGGGCGUGAACCACUGCGCCCAGACUCCUAUUUUUCAUCAAAUAAAAUACAACCGUUCAGAGGAGCAUGCUCAGCAACCGCAAGGACCAGUCCCAGCGCAUCCAAAGUGCCGGGAAGGGAAAGGAACAAAACUCCCCCAGGUAAGCUGUUUUCCCCACGCCAAGGGGCAGUCGCUCACCACCCAAGUUGCAGCUGGGGAGAGACUCACCCGGCGACUGCGUGCUUCGCACUUGAGUCUACGUUAGGAGGCCUCUGACCCUCUCCAGGGCCCCUGCGUGUGGAAGCCUCGGACGCUACUUGGAGAACCAGCCAACCCUGGCAGCACGGAAUUCGAACCGCCGCGGGAGCCGUUGGGACACGCCUACCCGGCCGCUGCCCCGCCCCGGCGCAGAUUGCGUGAGGCGCCGCCGGAGGCGCGGGGCUUGACGGGGAUCGUGGUCGGUGAGCGCGUCCGAGCCCACUAGCCGAGCCCGCCCGGGACUACAUUUCCCACAAACACCGCCAGGAUGCCCAUUGGUGGGGAAAGCCAUGGGAACCAGAGGCCGUCAGUGGGAGAGGCGGGCGGCGCUCACGCCUGGCCUGAGGGGGCCGAGACUGAGGUGGUUGCGGAACGGGGCUGGUGGCCCCGCCCUGAGUCCCUACCCUUUGGAGGCCUGCGCUUCUCCUUCGGAGGGAGUGUUCGCCGCCGCCGCCGCGGCCGCCACUUGGAGUUUCUUCAGACUCCAGAUUUCCCUGUCAACCACGAGGAGUCCAGAGAGGAAACGCGGCGGAGACAACAGUAUCCCACGCCUCUUGCAGCCCGGAUCACCCCAGCAGGGAUGGGCGACAAGACCUGGCUGCCCUUUCCCGUGCUCCUUCUGGCCGCUCUGCCUCCGGUGCUGCUGCCUGGGGCGGCCGGCUUCACACCUUCCCUCGACAGCGACUUCACCUUUACCCUUCCCGCCGGCCAGAAGGAGUGCUUCUAUCAGCCCAUGCCCCUGAAGGCCUCGCUGGAGAUCGAGUACCAAGUUUUAGAUGGAGCAGGAUUAGAUAUUGAUUUCCAUCUUGCCUCUCCAGAAGGCAAAACCUUAGUUUUUGAACAAAGAAAAUCAGAUGGAGUUCACACUGUAGAGACUGAAGUUGGUGAUUACAUGUUCUGCUUUGACAAUACAUUCAGCACCAUUUCUGAGAAGGUGAUUUUCUUUGAAUUAAUCCUGGAUAAUAUGGGAGAACAGGCACAAGAACAAGAAGAUUGGAAGAAAUAUAUUACUGGCACAGAUAUGUUGGAUAUGAAACUGGAAGACAUCCUGGAAUCCAUCAACAGCAUCAAGUCCAGACUAAGCAAAAGUGGGCACAUACAAACUCUGCUUAGAGCAUUUGAAGCUCGUGAUCGAAACAUACAAGAAAGCAACUUUGAUAGAGUCAAUUUCUGGUCUAUGGUUAAUUUAGUGGUCAUGGUGGUGGUGUCAGCCAUUCAAGUUUAUAUGCUGAAGAGUCUAUUUGAAGAUAAGAGGAAAAGUAGAACUUAAAACUCCAAACUAGAGUACUUAACAUUGAAAAAUGAGGCAUAAGAAUGCAAUAAACUGUUACAGUCAAGACCAUUAAUGGUCUUCUCCAAAAUAUUUUGAGAUAUAAGUGUGAAACAGGUAUAAUUUUAAUGUGAAAAGCCUUCACUUUCUGUGCAAGUAAUCCUGCUGAUCCAGUUGUACUUAAGUGUGUAACAGGAAUAUUUUGCAGAAUAUAGGUUUAACUGAAUGAAGCCAUAUUAAUAACUGCAUUUUCCUAAGUUUGAAAAAUUUUGCAAAUGUCUUAGGUGACUUAAAUAAAUGAGUAUUGGGCCUAAUUGCAACACCAGUCUGUUUUUAACAGGUUCUCUUACCCAGAACUUUUUUUUGUAAAUGUGGCAGUUACAAAUUAACUGUGGAAGUUUUCAGUUUUAAGUUAUAAAUCACCUGAGAAUUACCUAAUUAUGGAUUGAAUAAAUCUUUAGACUACAAAAGCCCAACUUUUCUCUAUUUACAUAUGCAUCUCUCCUACGAUGUAAAUAGAAUAAUAGCUUUGAAAUACAAUUAGGCUUUUGAGAUUUUUAUAACCAAAUAUAUUUCAGUGUAACAUAUUAGCAGUAAGUAUUCGUCUUUGUACUUAGCUUACGUUCCCAAAAGCUGACAUUUUCACGAUUCUUAAAAACACAAAGUUAUACUUAUUAAAAUUAGGACAUGUUUUCUCUUUGAAAUGAAGAAUAUAGUUUAAAAGCUUCCUCCUCCGUAGGGACACAUUCUCUCUAACCCUUAACUAAAGUGCAGGAUUUAAAAAUUAAAUGUGAGGUAAAAUAAGUUUAUUUUUAAUAUUAUCUGUCAACAGUUAAUAUCUGUCAACAGUUAAUAAUCAUGUUAUGUUAAUUUUAACAUUGCUGACUUGGGUAAUUCAUUGUUACCAGCAGUUGUGAAGGAAAUAUUGCUAAAAUGAUCUGGGCCUACCAUAAAUAAAUAGCUCCUUUUCUGAGUUCUAAGAAUUAUCCGAGACAAGAAAGAAUUUAGAAAAACUUGAGAACACCGAAUCCAAAAUAAAAUUCACUGAAGUAGAACUAUAAAUAAAUAUCUAGAAUCUGAUUGGCUCAUCAUGACAUCCUACUCAUAAUAUAAAUCAAAGGAGAUUAAUUUCCAGUUAACUGGAAGAAAUUAUUUGGCUGUAGGUUUUUAUUUUCAACAAGAAUUCUGGUUUGAAUUAUUGUUUGUAAGCAGGUACAUUUUAUAAAAUGUAAGCCCUACUGUAAGAUUUAGCACUGGGUGUACAUAUUUAUUAAAAAUUUUUAUUAUAACUUUUAUAAAAUGGCCUUUCUGAACACUUUAUUUAUUGACGUUGAAGUAAGGAUUGGAAACAUAGACUCCCAAGUUUUAAACACCUAAAUGUGAAUAAUCCAUAUAUACAAUAAAGUCUCUGCCAUCUAA
Rhinopithecus roxellana (golden snub-nosed monkey) is the source of this 3023-nucleotide messenger RNA. RefSeq names its product transmembrane p24 trafficking protein 5 (gene TMED5). Gene Ontology annotation, biological process: intracellular protein transport; endoplasmic reticulum to Golgi vesicle-mediated transport; Golgi organization. The coding region runs from base 603 to 1604 and encodes 333 amino acids. The record is from RefSeq and is a predicted model, not a curated record. The transcript has 4 exons. Lineage: Eukaryota; Metazoa; Chordata; Mammalia; Primates; Cercopithecidae. Gene Ontology annotation, cellular component: COPII-coated ER to Golgi transport vesicle; Golgi apparatus; endoplasmic reticulum.